UAUUGUUUUCGCAAUUCGUAAACAUAAAGCAAAUGAAAGUCUUUUUAAAAUAGAAAACAGGCCACUUUCUGUAUAUUUUUUUAAUUAAAUUUAACACACUGUGUCUUGCAUUGAUGAGUACAGGCCACUUAAAGUUAAUGGCGACUCCAAAUGAUAAACUGAAGCAGUUGGAAGGUCUUGAAAAAGAUCUUGCCGCUGCACUGCAUGCAGCAAGUCAAGCUGUUCUUGAGCUAAGUAAAGAAAAGCCAAGUGUAAAACAAGCAGAAACAUAUAGUUCUACAUUUCUGAAAACUUUAGAAAAUGUGGAAAAUGGUUUGUCCAAGCAUAUAACUUAUCUAACUCAAGUUUCUACUGGUCAAGCUCAUGAAGGUUCUAGCUAUGCAAGUCAAAAGAUGAUGCAAAUGGCUUGGCAUAGAUUUAAACAUACACAAUCAAAGUUAAUAGAACUGGAACGCUUAAAGGUUCAGCAUGCUCAAGAAGAUACCCGAAAGAAUAUGCACAGGCAGUUUCCUCCCUCAACUUAGCAUGUAAAAGGCAUCUGCUAUAAAUAUAUUUUGGUACAGACCAUUAUAAGAUUUUUUUUUUUUUGUUUUUUCAGCAUUUAAUCCCAAAAUAUUUAUUUUGUAAAACAUGCAAUUAAAAUUUUUUAAAAUUU
Messenger RNA from Uloborus diversus, 655 nucleotides. It is a transcript of the gene MED11, whose product is annotated as mediator of RNA polymerase II transcription subunit 11-like. NCBI's taxonomy places the organism in Eukaryota, Metazoa, Arthropoda, Arachnida, Araneae, Uloboridae. Gene Ontology annotation, cellular component: mediator complex. The record is from RefSeq and is a predicted model, not a curated record. The transcript is spliced from 3 exons. Gene Ontology annotation, biological process: regulation of transcription by RNA polymerase II. The coding region runs from base 114 to 524 and encodes 136 amino acids. Gene Ontology annotation, molecular function: transcription coregulator activity.